GCUGUCGUCGGCUACUCGUUGACCGUGAAGUUGGCCGCGCGGCGGUGGCGGUCUGCUAUUCUCGCCUACAGCGUCAAUUACGUCCUUCUGGUUAUUCAGUUCGCUGGUUCGUUCACGUUCGUUUCAGGAGGGACUCGAGGAAAUUUUUCAGGAAGUCAAUCAUGGGCAACACUCUUACCACAGCGUCAGUGUCGGCUGCUGACGUGAUAGCACCGUUGUCUCAAGAAAUCGUCAAGCCGGACUCUCACGGGACGCAGGAGAAAGGGAUCGUACCGCCACCGGAGUGUCCCAUGCACAAGUCGGGUCAACUUAACACUAUAAAUUACGCCAGCGAGUGUCCGAUAGACAAAAUGGACGAAAAUGAGAUAAAUCCGUUAAACAUGAUGCCACCGGGGAAUCAGCAGCCUGCUCCAGACCAACCGUUUCCUCUGCCGACCGACAGGCAGGUCUCGUCGAUACCCAAGGCAACCGGGCAAGGAGAAUUUUGGGUGUACCCCUCUCAGCAGAUGUUCUGGAACGCCAUGCUGAGGAAGGGAUGGCGGUGGAGAAGCGAGGAUAUCUCCCAGAAAGACAUGGGCGACAUAAUAAAGAUUCACAACGCCAACAAUGAGCAGGCGUGGCAGGAGGUUCUUAAAUGGGAGGCUCUUCACGCGCGAGAGUGCGGCAAUCCCAAGCUGCGCAGCUUCGGUGGAAAAGCGACCAAGUACUCUCCGCGCGCGCGAAUUCGCCAUUGGCUGGGAUAUGAGCUGCCGUUCGAUCGGCACGAUUGGAUCGUAGAUCGCUGUGGUAAAGACGUGAGAUACGUUAUCGAUUACUACGACGGUGGGAAAGUUAACGACGAGUACAAGUUCGCGCUACUCGACGUGAGACCCGCGAUGGAUUCAUGGGACAAUAUCUGGGAUCGGAUGAAAGUGGCAUGGUGGCGUUGGAAAUACCAGUCCAACGAUGAACCAGUGUCAACGGCCACGGUGCAUUAGUUUGGGAGUUGAUGCCAGUGUAAGAUGCCCUAGCCUGAGGAACUUUUAUUGAAUUAAUGCCUUAACGAUUAUGCAACAUAAUGCGUGGGGAGAAAUAUCGCGUGUUAUACACAUAACUUGUGUACAUAUAAGUUAUUAUACACAUAAGUAUCAUAAAAAGUUUAUGAUAUUUAGUUUCACAAAUAUCAUCAGAUAUGAAAGCGGAUUAAAAAGUAUCCGUACAUAAUAAUAAAUAAAUUUUAUAUAUUUUAUAAAUAUACACGUGUAUAGACAUACCUUUUUCGUCCAUUACAUAUAAAUCAGUUGAAAUUUAUCUGCGGUGUCUGCUAGCAAUCACUGAAAUUUCACAGUUACAAAAAUAAUUUAAUUACAAAUUUGUUCUAAAUCAUAGAAUUGUUAUUAAAUUGUAUACUGUACAUCUAUACAAUAAUCUAUAUAAAAACACUUAAAUAUUUCAUUUUGUAAUUCUAAGAUAGGUUGUUAAUAUUAUAGUGACAUUUAGCAAGUUGUUGCCAAUUAACAUAAAAUAUUCUCUAUUUAAUUGUAAGUAUAUAAAAACUAGAUAAAAGAAUUGUAUAUAUAUUUAUUUUGUAGAUAAUGAUGUUAAUUUUUCACGAGUGUAUAUCUCUAAUUUUAUAUACUCAUGACUGUAUUAUUUAUUAAAAUUUAAGAACUACUGCCUUCCCUCGUCAUACAAAACGAAAAAAAUAUGAGGAUUGGACUUGUGAACGAACUUCAAAUUAAUGCAUUGAAAAAACGUUACAAUGAAUUGACCAGAAAAUAUUAAACAAUUCAUAUCUUCGUUAUACAAAAUUGCUUAAUUACACGUUUUAAAUUAGGAAAUAAAUAAUUUGAUUAAUAUUCACAAUUA
Messenger RNA from Vollenhovia emeryi, 1848 nucleotides. It is a transcript of the gene Cchl, whose product is annotated as cytochrome c-type heme lyase. Gene Ontology annotation, molecular function: holocytochrome-c synthase activity. NCBI's taxonomy places the organism in Eukaryota, Metazoa, Arthropoda, Insecta, Hymenoptera, Formicidae. Bases 162 to 977 code for a protein of 271 amino acids. The record is from RefSeq and is a predicted model, not a curated record. The transcript has 4 exons. Gene Ontology annotation, cellular component: mitochondrion. Gene Ontology annotation, biological process: cytochrome c-heme linkage.